GAAAUAAAUUGUUUUGGUUUUGCCAACUCUUGUACAGCUUUUACUUUCACAACUCAUAAGUUUGGUUUCAUUUUUUCCUUUUUUGUUCUGUGGAACACAUAUUUAUGGUAUUAUAACAAACCUUCCUUCUCUCAUAGCUGUCUUUCCCAAACAACAAACACUAAGAAAUUUCCAUUUUUCAGUCUCUUUCUUGGAUCUGCAAACAAACGCUGAUUCCUUUAGCUGUUUCUUUGAUUGGGUUUAGGUUCUUGUUGGCAAUUUCUUUGUGAGGUAAUGUUGUUGCUGAUAACUGUGGUCUGUGGCCUCUGUUUGUGUAUUGUGUAAGGGUUGUACCAUGUUGGGGCCACUCUCUUUUUCUUUUGGCUCUAUUAUGAUUCCUACAUUGCACAUGGCAUCUCUGGUUUGUCUUGUGCAACUCAUUGACAUAUCUUUUAGCUAUCCUGAUUAAAAUUUAGUUUGGUUUUCUGGGGUUUUUUUCUUUUCUUGAAUAAGUUCGAGAUUUUGAUAAUUUAAGGGGAACCUUUUAAGUGGUAGCCAUUGUUAUUAGAGGAAAAAUCCUGCGAAAGACAUUUUGAUCGCAAAGGGACAAUUUCGAUGCGUUGGCUUCCGAUAGAGGCUAAAGUUUGUUCUUUGAGCUGUAAUUAGCUGGAUUUAAAAUAAGGGAGAGUUUUAAGGCCUUGUGGAUAUGUGAAAGGAAAUGAAUUAAUUGAUAAUUUUCUAUUUAUGGAAAUCCAUGGUUUGGAGUUGCAUGAAUGUGGAAAGUGCCUUUAUUCUUUCAUUUCAUAAGGUUGCUGAGGGCUUAUUUUGUGCAUUGAAUUUUUCUCACCAUAAAAAAAGAGGUCCAAGUGUUGAUUCUUUAUUCUUUCAUUUCAUAAGGUUGCUGGGGGCUUAUUCAGCUUUCUGCUUUACAGAGAGCUGGUUAAAACACUGUUGAAAAACAGCUGUAGAUUCAGAUUUAUGGAGAUAGAAGCUGAGAUGUUGUAAUUCUAUAGGUUGGAGAAAGGAUAGUAAACAGGUAGGAGUGAAUAUUGUUUAGUUGAGGAAAGGUGCUGGAGAUGGCUGCAAAGCUUUUGCAUUCUUUAGUGGAUGACAAUCCAGAUUUGCAGAAGCAAAUAGGAUGCAUGACCGGGAUUUUCCAAAUCUUUGAUCGACAGCAGGUCCUAACUGGUCGCCGCCUGACACACAAGAGGCUUCCUCCAGGUACUUCCCACUUCCAGAAUGGCAGCUCAGAAGGCCACUUCAACAAUGUAGAUCAGCGACAGACAGCAACUGAAACAAAUUUAAACCGAAAUGUGAGUGAGAAGCAAAGACUUUCCACUGAAUCAUCAAGAGCCUCUUUCUCAUCAUCUUGUUCAUCUUCCUUGUCAUCUCUGGACUGUGGCAAGACAGCUCAACAAGAAGCCUCUUCGUUUGACAGAAUCAUUUUUCCCGAAACUCCCUCUGGGAACCCAGCUAUGCAGCAAGGGAGUACAUCUCCACAUUUAGGGCGGCACUCACUUGAUCUUUGGGAUGUCGUCAAGGACUCAAUGUACAGAGAGGCCAGAGGACUAUCAGUUAAAACUGCAGCCCAUGAUGAAUCUGCUGGUCGUUCUUUGAAGCAUAAGGACUCCCCAAGGCCAUUUCAAGUAUCCAAAUCAGGCGAUGGAUCUUAUAAUGUUGGGGUCAGUGGGAAGCAAAAUGUGCCUGCUGACAUCAAGGAGUCUCUUAGAGUACUUGCCAAACUUCGAGAAGCACCUUGGUAUUAUAAUGAAGGCAGAGACCUUUCUAGAUCACAGUAUGAAGUGAAAGAAGGAUCUUGGCUUCCGAUUUCAAAAGAUGCACAUAGGUUUUCCUGUGAUGGGAAAGAGAUGAAUCGCUUAUCUUUGGACUCACGAGACACCUUCAAAUCCAUAUCGAAGCUAAAAGAGAUGCCCAGACUUUCAUUGGAUGGUAGAGAUGGUUCCAACUCUGAUUCAAAACCAAAUUACCUUUUCAAAAAAUUUCAGGAUGCUGGAAUCUCAAACAACAAAGAUGUUAAUCAACCACAAGCUCUGGCAACUCAGAAAUGGUCUCCAAGCAUUGUAGCAAAAUUAAUGGGCGUGGAAGCCAUGCCAGAUUCUACCUCACCAAGUGAUGACAAGUUUGGUUUGAUUAAAGCCCCACCACACGAAGCAAGAGAUCCUUUCUCAAGAUCAUUAAAAGCAAUCCGAGCUCCCAAUGCCCCAAGAAGCUUGAUGAAAGAGCCAGCGUCACCAAGAUGGAGAAAUCCUGAUUUGAUGAUGAAACCAGUUUCAAGUUCAAAGUUCCCUAUUGAACCAGCACCAUGGAGGCAACCAGAUGGAAGUCGGGGUUCUCAGAAAACAGCUUUUAGGCCUGUCAAAGUUCCAGCAAGGACAACAAAUUCCUUUCCUUCUGUUUAUUCUGAGAUUGAGAAAAGAUUGAAACAUCUUGAAUUUAAACAAUCUGGAAAGGAUCUCAGAGCUCUCAAACAGAUACUGGAGGCUAUGCAAGCUAAGGGGCUUAUAGAGAGCAGUAAAGAAGAACAAGCUUCAAGCUUUGGAACUCAAAAAGAUUAUGAACUGAAAUCUUCAAGUCCUAAUUUUAAAUCAAGAAACCAACAGAAUAUGCAAAGCAAUCAUGUCAUUGCUUCCACAACCACAGGUUCAAAUUCCUCAAGGAAAUUUGAAUCCCCAAUUGUGGUAAUGAAACCUGCUAAACUAGUUCAGAAAUCUAAUAUUCCUCCAUCAUCAGUAAUUCCAGUGGACAGACUUUCUAGUCUCCAAAAGCUUCAGAGCAAGGGAUCUGAAGACAGCAAAAAGGUUUCAGUAAAUAGCCGAGCAGCUAAAGAUCAGUCUCCGAGAAGUGGUUGCAUCGACUCUGCUGUCAGCUCUUCCGAUAAGAAAAUCAGUGGUAAGACUACAAGAUCGACAAUGCAAUCUUCACCAAAGCCUCUACAGUUACCGAAAGAAAGCAUUACAAGUUCAACAAAGAGCUCAGGUUCCGUGAGCCCAAGAUUGCAGCUGAAAAAGCACGAGUUGGACAAGUGGUCUCGCCCGCCAACCCCUCCAGCUGAUUUGAGUAAACCUAGAAGACACUCAAACAGGCAGUUUAUAGAAUCAGGUUCUUCCAGUGGUAGACUUAAACAAAAGCCUCACCACUUGCAGCAAGCUGAUGACCAAAUGAGUCAGAUCAGUAAUGAAUCAAGAACUUCCAGUCACCAUGGAGAUGAUUCAUCUGUGCAAUCAGGCAGCAAUUUUGUCUUGGACUCAAGGAUAGAUAUAGAAUUUGCCAGUACUGAACGAUGUAUCGAAAUCAAUGGCAGUCAGAGUCCAUCCAUGAGGGCUGCCAAACAUGCAAUUUCCAGCUCAGCACAGAAAAAAUCAGCCCCAAGUUUAAGUGAGGAUGGACCUUUGGCAGAACUUGCUGCUGUUACUCCAGAGCAUCCUAGUCCUGUCUCUGUCAUGGAUGCCUCAGCAUUAAGAGACAAUGAUUCAUCUCCUAUAAAGCAGAUGUCUAAUGCCCUCAAAGGUGAUAUUGCUCAAAUUUCCAGUGACCGACUCAACGAAGAUCAGUGGAAUACCACAUUUAAUGGCUUAUCUGAUAGCAUGGGUUCUGGUCUUACCACGGAAAUCAGUCGCAAGAAGUUACAAAACAUUGAGCAUUUAGUUCAGAAGCUUAGAAGACUUAACUCCAGUCAUGAUGAAGCUGGCACAGACUACAUUGCAUCACUUUGUGAGAACACCAAUCCUGACCAUAGAUACAUCUCUGAAAUACUCUUAGCUUCAGGCCUCUUAUUAAGAGACCUUGGCUCCGACUUGACAACAUUUCAGCUCCACCCAUCAGGCCACCCAAUCAACCCUGAGUUAUUCUUUGUUUUGGAACAAACUAAUGCAAGCACAUUCUAUUCAAAAGAAGAAUGCAGCCCAGUCAAAUUUUCCCAUUCAAAGACAGACCCACAGAAAGUUCACCGGAAGCUCAUAUUCAACGUUGUCAAUGAGAUCCUUGUUGGAAAGUUAGCCUUAGUAGGGACAUCUCCAGAGCCAUGGUUGAAGACCAACAGGCUAGCCAGCAAGAGAUUGAGUGCACAAAAGCUUCUAAAAGAGCUAUGCUCAGAGAUUGAACAGCUUCAAGCCAAGAAAACAGAGAGCAGCGUCGAGGGUGAGGAUAAUGAUGAUGAUUUGAAAAGUAUAUUGUGGGAGGAUGUGAAGAAUCGAUCAGGCAGUUGGACAAACUUUGAUUGUGAGAUUUCUGGGGUAGUACUAGAUGUUGAGAGGUCACUCUUUAAGGAUUUAGUUGACGAGAUUGUGAUGGGUGAAGCAGCUACUCUGCGAGGCAAGCCAGGUAGGCGAAGGAAGCUGUUUGUGAAGUAAAUGCAGGCAUGCAAAAUUGAUUCUUUUUCAUUCUGUUCAAGCUGUGGUUUUCCCUUUUGUGAUUAUUUGCAAGAAAGCAUAAUAAUUUAUGAUUAAAGAUUAAAAAGUUCUGUGCUUGAUUGUAAAGAAAUUAACUUCUCAGAUUAUGACACCAUAAUACAUAUUCUUAAAGACA
Molecule: messenger RNA, 4524 nt
Organism: Mangifera indica (mango)
Lineage: Eukaryota; Viridiplantae; Streptophyta; Magnoliopsida; Sapindales; Anacardiaceae
Product: protein LONGIFOLIA 2-like
Exons: 5
Coding region: 1056-4349 (1097 amino acids)
Biological process (GO): regulation of monopolar cell growth
Source: RefSeq, a predicted model, not a curated record